This is a messenger RNA of Halichondria panicea, 1773 nucleotides long. Its product is annotated as E3 ubiquitin-protein ligase TRIM45-like. The coding region runs from base 42 to 1457 and encodes 471 amino acids. The transcript has 2 exons. The record is from RefSeq and is a predicted model, not a curated record. NCBI's taxonomy places the organism in Eukaryota, Metazoa, Porifera, Demospongiae, Suberitida, Halichondriidae. Gene Ontology annotation, molecular function: zinc ion binding.
ACAAAAAACCUUACAAAGGGGGAAAAGCGGGUCAGAAUCACAUGAUUUCAGCAGAUCUAGAGAAACAAGCAAUGGCAGAGAGUGCAGUGAAAGAAAAGCUGAAAUGUUCCAUUUGCUUGGACAAUUUCAAGAAUCCCAAAGUGUUGCCAUGUUGUCACAGCUUCUGUCUCCAUUGUCUGGAGGAAGCUCACGAAAAAACCCAAGACAAUAAAAACCUAACCUGCCCUGAAUGCAAGGCUAAUCAUCAGGUUUCUACCAAUGGUCCCCGUGGUUUCCCUGACGACUACACACUAGCUAAUCAAAAACACGCCCCAACAACCACACCAGUUUGUGAGCAAUGCGGCGACAAGACCAAACCAGUGGAGUACAGUGACACCUGCUCAGAGUACCUAUGUGAAGAGUGUUUGAGAGCCCCCAAAAAACAUAAGGGUGAUCAAAAUCACGAGACAGUCAUUAAAGACCAGUCAAAGAAGAGCUAUUUGUGUAGUGUGCACCCCGAAGAACCACUUAGGCUUUACUGCAAGAGUUGUAAGAGCUUGGCCUGCUUCCUGUGCUUUGUGGAGCUACACAACGGCCAUGAAAAUGAGAUCAUUGAUAACAAAAUAAAACAAGAAGUGGAACAAAGUAUCAACAAUCUGGUAAAAGUAACAGAUUUGAAAUUGAAGGAAUUUGAAGAAAGCUUGAAAUAUGUUUCUGCCCUUGAAACGGAAAAAGCAGAAGCUUCCAUUACACUCAAAACUCAAGUCGAUAAGGAAGUACAUUUUCUCACCCAACAACUUGAAGCAAGGCGUAAAGAACUACACAAGGAGAUUGACGAUACUUGUACAAAGGACCUCAAUAAAUUGUGUGUACAGAAAGAAUACCACGAGACAGCCAUUACGAGCAUGGAGGAUGCUCUAAGCUUUGCUAGAAGAGCUCUAGCCUGCAAGGAAGACACGGAACUACUGGCUCUCUGCAAAUUGAAAGAGCUGAGUCAGCUAAAAUGGGAUAGUCAAGAAACUGAGGAAAUCGAAAUUACAACCAUCGAAUUCAAAUAUCCUCAGGAGAGGGAAGCAGAUACGGCAGUUGGGAAGAUACAAACAGAAGUACAUACGCCAGAUAUACAAAUUACCACAGAAGAGCUGCAUAAUCAUGUUCAAUUUUCUGAUGGUUGUAGUAUUACGUUUCAAGUAACGGCAGUAGUGAAUUUUAAAUGGAAAUCGAAAACCCCUAAACUAACCGCUUCAGCAACUUAUAGAUCCCAGCAGUACAAAUUGUAUGAAAAUAUAACUGAAGAAAAUGCUACAGCAAACAGUUGGACAGUCAAGUUUACUCCUAAAGAACCAAGUAUUUACACGAUUACAUUUCAAGUCAAUGGGGACUAUGGAGGCACAUGCCUAUACCAAAGUGCUGAAUACCGAAUCGAAGUAUAUAACACUAUACAAAAUCUGCCCAAGCAUUUACGAGCACUAACUUAGUGUUGUAGAACUGCAUCAUGCAAUGUCUGGUCAUUAUUAUUAGCUAUGUAUCAGAUGCAAAUAAUUAUUAUAACUGCUUUUCUAUACAUAAUUAUUAUUGUACACACAUACACUGUUCAUGUAACUCAUUUUUGUACGGUGGCCCUGAGGUACACACCUACUCCAUUUUUCAUUUGCGGUUCAUUUCGCAGUUCAACUGCCCUUCUGCAGUUCACUUUGCAGUUCACUUUGCAGUUCACUUUUGCAGUUUGCUUCUGCAGUUCAGUUUUUUAGUUCUCUUCUGCACUUCACUUUUGCAGUUCGCUUUUGCAGUUCA